CAUUUAUGCCUUUGGGUGUUGCAGUCUCCAUACCCUUGAAAAGGAAGAAAAGUAUUUUUAUAUUUUCUCUGCUUCUCUCUGUUUUUCUCAUAAGCUGAUGUUGAGGUUCUAAAGAGUUGGAGAUAUCCCCCCCCCAAAAAAAGAAAGAAAAACUAAAGAGAUGGGUUCAUGUGCAUCGCUGCAUAAGAGCUCUCAAGAGUCAGCCAUAAAAGUUGGACUCUCUUUUGGGUCUAAAACAGACAAUCUCAUCUUCCCACCUUCGUCUGCUAAGGAGAAACCCGAUGCUGCCAAUGGUGAUUCCACUCCCAAAUCCCAAUCUUUCUUUACUUUCAAAAUUUUAUGUAGUAAAGAUGAAACUUUUUUCGACUCCCGAGCAUACCUGGAUUCAGAUUGUGAUGACGAUUUCUUCAGUGUCAAUGGUGAUUUCACUCCAUCUCGUGGUAAUACCCCCGUUCAUCAUAAUAGCUUCUCUGCCGGGGCACCUAGAAUUUUCAAGGCCACUGAGGAAGGAUCUCCCGGUUCAGCUUCGGAAAUAUCACCAGGAAAGAAAAACAAGCUAGCCGAUCUAUUCCGUGACAACAUUAAAGAAGAUCACGAUGUCAAUGAGCUGAAUACCUCGAUCAACCAGGACACUCCCAACGGAAAGCUAAAAGUCAAACCAACAAUCCAAGACAUACUACCUCCGAAAUCCGCCGAUGGCACUCCUCGUGUCUCUCGGGCUAACUCUCGGUGCAGUAGUGAAAGGACUGCGAAUGGAGAACCUCUUAGGUCCACGCAAUGUUGCUUUCCUAGCUUGGUUUCGUGCGGUAGCUUUAAUGAGAGGAAGAAGAAAAUGAACCCUGCAAUGGACGUAAAUUAUAAGCCUUAAUUACCAUCGAUAUCCCUACACUUAGGUUGAAGUAGCCUGGAACUCGAGUCCCAGAGAUCGUACUCGCAAGAUAACAUGAAAGUUUUGUUGGAUUUAACAAAGCCUUGGGGAAUCAUUGUUACUUAUUGGAUUUUCAGAUUCAAUGCUAUGUAAAAAGCAUUACAGUAAAUACAUGGCUUACGAAAAGUAUUAUAUAU
Hibiscus syriacus is the source of this 1065-nucleotide messenger RNA. RefSeq lists its product as uncharacterized. Bases 161 to 868 code for a protein of 235 amino acids. Lineage: Eukaryota; Viridiplantae; Streptophyta; Magnoliopsida; Malvales; Malvaceae. The transcript has 3 exons. The record is from RefSeq and is a predicted model, not a curated record.